Cylicocyclus nassatus is the source of this 918-nucleotide messenger RNA. Lineage: Eukaryota; Metazoa; Nematoda; Chromadorea; Rhabditida; Strongylidae. The record is from the annotation of a GenBank genome assembly.
AUGCUGAAUCUCCCCAUUUCCAGAUCUCAAACCAAUGUUGUAAUGCUCAAUGUCGGCGCUUUCAUUCGGAUAACUAACUGCAUGAUUCAGGGUAACAAGUUAUGGAACAAAUUCUAUGGUAUGAAAGAUUUUAAGCGUAUGGUGUCGACUAACUAUAUCGGAAGACUAUUAAAAAGUCAAUCCGAACUGCGUAUUGCUAUUGUUGUGGUCAUAAUGGGAAACACAAGAAGCUGCAAAUACCGAAAGGCUAUGCUCAGUGUUUCGUGUUAUGCGAAAGUACAGGGCUACGACUUUCGUGUCCUAAACACGAGCCAUUACGAAAACAGAUGUCCCCAAAAAGAUGGAUUUUUCCAACGACACUGCGUUGCAGCUCACAUAUUGCCUUAUUAUGAUUACAUUCUAUUUCUGGAUGCUGAUUUUGGCGUUGCGAAUCCUAGAAGACGCAUUGAAGAGUAUAUCGAUCCUAAAGUGGAUAUAAUCUUUUAUGAUCGCUUUUUUAAUUGGGCAAUUAUGGCCGGCUCAUAUUUGGCGAAAAACACUACUUGGUCAAAAGACUUUUUACUAAAUUUUGCCAAAUACGAAGAAAGACUACCGAAUAGCUUUCAUGGAACAGAUAAUGGAGCCCUUCAUGCUUAUGUUGCCGAGGUUAUUCUGGGCAGAAAUAAUACUAAUUUGAUAUGGUGUCUGAGCUUUUACAAUAAAUCUAAGAACUUCGGCGACCUUUUCCAGUAUGAGGCUUGCAUCAGAAUUAUUUUGAAUGACGAAAUCUACGGAAGGAUAAAAAUUCUACCAAAGGGCACUGCAUGGGCUCGUGACAAUUGGUUAACUAAUAGCCUGUGGAGUUUAGAAAGAGAUUUCAUAUUACAUGGUUGGAAAGAAGAUCAGCUGAGGGAGUAUUACACUACCCCUGUGCCGUAA